UCUGUCCGUCUAAAAACAGACUCAGAGCUGCUCACACUGCAGCCCACAGACCUCCACCACCACGACACACCACAUUCCUCCUGCUGCUGCUUCUGCUUCACUCUCUUUUAUUUCAUCUCCGGGACAUCCCCCACCCCCUGUCCAGGUGACGGGUGUCUCCCCCAGCUCCUCGGCCUCACUUUGCAUCAUGGAGAGUCUGGAGAAGCAGCUCAUCUGUCCAAUCUGUCUGGAGAUGUUCACCAAACCGGUGGUCAUCCUGCCCUGCCAGCACAACCUGUGCCGCAAGUGUGCCAGCGACAUCUUUCAGGCAUCCAAUCCCUACCUGUCAACGAGGAGUGGCUCCACGGUGACAUCCGGUGGUCGUUUCCGCUGCCCGUCCUGUCGACAUGAAGUGGUCCUGGACCGGCAUGGAGUUUACGGGCUGCAGAGGAACUUGCUGGUGGAGAACAUCAUUGACAUGUACAAACAGGGGAACACCAGCAGCAAACCGUCCCCAGAGCUGAAGCUGGAGCAGCCAAUGUGUGAGGAGCAUGAGGAUGAGAAGAUCAACAUCUACUGCAGCACCUGCAGCGUUCCCACCUGUUCUCUGUGUAAGGUGUUUGGAAAGCACAAGGAUUGCGAGGUCGCUCCGCUCAAUAACGUCUUCCACCAGCAGAAGGCCGAGUUGACUGACUGCAUCUCGAUGCUGGUUGGGAACAAUGAGAGGAUUCAGGCCAUUAUCAUUCAGCUGGAGGAAACCUGCAGAGCUGUCGAUGCGAACGGUCGCAGACAGAAGUCAAAGGUGUGCGAGACCUUUGAUCACCUGUUUGCCCUACUGGAGGAGAAGAAAGGUGAGAUGACUCUGAGGGUUAACUCUGAGCAGGAGGAGAAACUGGACUACAUCAGAAGUUUGAGGAGGAAGUACAGUGAACACUUGGACAACACUGCCAAGGUCCUGGAGACUGCCAUCCAGACCAUGGACGAGCCUGAGAUGGCAGUGUUCCUGCAGACAGCGAAACCUCUACUACAGAAGAUCAUAGAGGGUACCAACACGUCGCACCUGGACAAACUCCAACAUGGCUACGAGAACAUGGAUCACUUCACAGCUAACUUUGAACAUCAGAGGGGGGCACUGAACAAAGUCGACUUCAUCAAACCUGAUGAGGAUGAUGAUGAUGAAGAUGAAGAUGAAGUGGAGGUCAAAGGGACGACAGCAGGAAGUCAAGUUGAGUCACAGCAAACUGUACCUGCAGCAGCUGCAGUACUGUCAGCCAAUCAGCAGCCUCCUCAGUCACCUGUUCAGCCACAAGGUGUUCUGCUCUCAGCCCCACCCCCUCAGAGACCAUCAGAGGCUCAGCCCAUCAUAACAUCGCAACCGACAAGUCUUGCACCCACAUCACCCACACAGGCCCCUCCCCCUAUGCCCCUCCCCAUUACAAGCCCCAUCCCUCAGGGUCUGUCUGACCAGCAGAAUGAGUCGGAGGACAAAGACGGACCCAAACACGUCUUCUCCUUCAGCUGGCUCAACCAGAAAUAAAACCAGUACAACCAGUGAAACCAGGCCACACUGAACACACUGAGACCUUUUACCAAAACUGUGUCCAGUCUGUAAUACUAAAAAUGAAGAUCACAGGAUGGAAGUUUAUUUGUAAAAAUGUCCAAAAUAACAUUUUCUUAUGAUGUGACGUAUUUUCCAUGAGUCUAAUAUUCUAAAAAGGACAAUUUUUUUUUAAAAUACUUUCCAUUUAGUCUUUUAAGUGCAGUUUGUUUCU
This is a messenger RNA of Monopterus albus (swamp eel), 1751 nucleotides long. Its product is annotated as E3 ubiquitin-protein ligase TRIM63-like. Gene Ontology annotation, biological process: regulation of microtubule cytoskeleton organization. Lineage: Eukaryota; Metazoa; Chordata; Actinopteri; Synbranchiformes; Synbranchidae. The transcript has 9 exons. The record is from RefSeq and is a predicted model, not a curated record. Gene Ontology annotation, molecular function: zinc ion binding. Gene Ontology annotation, cellular component: cytoplasm. The coding region runs from base 188 to 1516 and encodes 442 amino acids.